This is a messenger RNA of Micropterus salmoides (largemouth bass), 5003 nucleotides long. RefSeq names its product stanniocalcin 1 (gene stc1). The record is from RefSeq and is a predicted model, not a curated record. Gene Ontology annotation, biological process: intracellular calcium ion homeostasis. NCBI's taxonomy places the organism in Eukaryota, Metazoa, Chordata, Actinopteri, Centrarchiformes, Centrarchidae. Gene Ontology annotation, cellular component: extracellular region. The coding region runs from base 120 to 956 and encodes 278 amino acids. Gene Ontology annotation, molecular function: hormone activity. The transcript has 4 exons.
UCAUGCAAGUCAAAAGGAUAGUGAGGAGUCCAGUGUAAAGAGAUAGCUGGAAGCUUACUUGUAAUAGCCUACAUUUGUUCUGUUUUCGGCGCUGCAGAAGAUUUGGUAGCGUUAAUCUUAUGAAUUACACACAAAGCAGAAGGCGUCUCUUUACAUUUAGUUGUAUUAUCUGUGUUGAGAGGACGAUGCCUUUGAGGACCGGACUUUUUCUCCUGAUGGUGCUGAACGCAUCUGCAUACGAACUGGAUCAAAACGAGUCUUAUUCGCCCAGGAGAGCACGCUUUUCUGUCAAUAGCCCUUCAGAUGUGGCACGCUGUCUCAACAGUGCCCUCCAAGUUGGCUGCGGAGCCUUCGCCUGCCUGGAAAACUCAACUUGUGACACAGAUGGCAUGCAUGACAUCUGCAAGUCCUUCCUAUACAGUGCUGCUAAAUUUGACACUCAGGGUAAAGCAUUUGUGAAGGAGAGCCUUAAGUGCAUUGCCAAUGGCAUCACCUCGAAGGCAUUCUCCACCAUUCGCCGCUGCUCCACCUUCCAAAGAAUGAUAUCUGACGUCCAAGAGGAGUGUUACAGCAAGCUGAAUAUCUGCACUGUUGCCCGAUCGAACCCAGAUGCUAUUGGUGAAGUGGCACAGCUACCAAGUCACUUCCCCAACAGGUUUUAUGGUAAGCUGCUACAGAGUCUGAUGGACUGUGAUGAGGACACGGUGGACCGCGUUCGGACCAGCAUGGUGUCGCGGCUGGGCCCAGAGAUGACCAUGCUUAUUCAGCUGCUGCAGAACAAGCCCUGCCCAUCCACUGCUGUGGCUGCAGCUGCCGCCAUCCCAACUGGAGUGGAGGGCCGUGGGAGCUGGCGCUGGUCCAUGGGUCCCCAUAUGUACAAGAUCCAGCCUAAUCUGCGAAACAGAGACUCUGCCAGUCAUUUUGGCAAAAAGCGCUCUGCCAGUGACAGCUCCUAACUUCCACUCAGAUUCAGAAACUCCACACACACUCCUUAAAACAUCACGAAAGCUCCUCUAUUCCCUAGGGGUGAUAAAAUACAUUCCUCCGCUAGACUGGAAGUUACAGAAAUAUGCACCUCUAGGGAAUGCUGGAACGCCCAUAGAGUUGAUAUCAGAGUUUGAUUGUUGUUAUAUUGUAUAUCCUACACUUUAGGCUUGAGAGAUCUCCCCCUUCCAUCGACUAUUUUCAAACGUGUAUGCUCACAGUUAGUGUUGAACAUGUGGCUGUUGCAUCUGCGCAACAUGGUCCUGCACACUCCUCUUCACCUCCUCCAAAGCAAAUGAAUCCUUAAGAUGUCUUUUAAUGCCAAGCAAAAAACACAAAAACAAAAACAAAAAAACUAAAUAAACAGCCAUAGUGUUUCACGCCUCUAGAGCACAAGUCCGUACACAAAUCUCAUAAUCCAGACAUUUGUUCAUAAAUAGAGAUCAGUACCUGGAUUAUUAUUAGUUCAUUGAUAGAAAUGAGAAAUGAUUGGUAGAUGUAUUUAAUAUUUUAGUGACAAGGCCAGUCAAAGUUUGAGCAUGUGAUGUGGAAAUGAGUUUCAUAUCUAUUUUCUGACACUAACAUAACAGAUAAAAUGUACUGUAUACCAAGUUAUCUAAGACAGCCAUAGCUAGCCCUCUAAAGAGUGCUCAUACAGAGCGAGGUCUGUAGAGGUUUCGUGAUAACCUUUGAGAGGUUACCUUAAACUGACCAAAUAUCUACAAACUGCCCUGAAUGCUAUUCAUGAAAUACCAAAAGAGUGUAUAGCUAUAGCACUUAUAAUAGUUUUUUUGUGCGUGUGUUUUUUUUUCUGAUGGCAGAUGUCGCCAUGGUCAUGUGUUUCAAAUCAUCAUCCUGCACAUAAGGAUUGUCCACAUCAUGGCCAAGUCUAACUAUUAGAAAAAGUCAAUUUUGCAUAUCUUGUAUCCAGACACUUGUAAUGCAUAUGACUGUUGAGCUCUACAGCAUACGUGGGACCAUGUUUAGUGGAAUCUGUAUCCAUGUUCUUAACUGAGCAUGAAGCAGUAGUGUAUGUGCAGUAGCUAAUUAGCACGUUCACCAAUGAGACUGAGAGCAGCCAUCUUCUUGGACUGAUGAUCAUCAUUCUCUGAGGUGAAUAACGUGACAUACACACUGGCUUCCAGUGUCAAGAUUGAGAAUGACUAUUUAAAAAAAAAGCCUUGUUGGAAUGAUAUUUAUUUUCCUACUAUAUUAUUUAAUGUUUUUUUUAUUUUAAUGCAUUAUUGUAGUUUUAAUUAGUUUACAGAUUUUAAAAAAGCAGUUCAGUCAUGGCUCCUAUUUGAACAUGAGCUCUAUGCCAAAAAAAAAGUGAGCUGACACUCUGGUGACUGAAUGGGACCCAUGUCAUGACUCUGUGCUGGUCAUAGGGGAACAAGGUUGGUCAUUCAAGUCAGGUGAUCUUCUUCAUGGGUGUUACAAGGGACCACAACAAAAUGAUAGCUUAAUUUUGACACACUUUCUGGUUGAUAAAAAGGUUGUCAUUGCAGCUGCUAGAUGUGCUUGUUCGCCGCUGGAGGCUUGUGCACAUUAUUGAAGAUUGGCCAGGUAUAAUGACAGUAAAACCAACACCAGCAUCAAGAACACUCAUAGUGAAGUUUUGAUGGUUCUGCACUGGUUUGCAUAGGCUAAAAUAAAUUUUCCUUAAGAUGCCUACACAGAGAUCAGUUCUAGUUGUAGCUAGUGAUUAUCUUCAUCCCUUGAUUUUUUUGUUUUGUUUUGUGAUUGUAUUGUAUUAUAUAAUUUAUCUAUAUUAUAAAGUAGAGAAAGAGAUGGGAAAGAUCCAAGAGAGAUAAUAAUCUGUUUUGGCCCUUUGUCCCAAAGUCUUUUUUUUAUAGUCCCAUGUUAACAAGUAAGUAAACAAAAAUCAUAGAAAAUCGCCUGACAACAUAAGCAAACAACCCUGUGACUGUCAUCAGAUGCUGAUUCAAAUGUUGCAAAAUUCUGAUCGGUGCUCUGAAGUAUUUAACAAUGUAUGGGUUGUUGGUGAGGUGUAUUUAAAUGACAGGCUGUCUCACUAGGUAAGAAGUUCAAGAUGGUUUGUGUAUAUUAAGAGGCAUCAUAACUGUACAUCAGUGUAACAAAAAGUCCCAGUAGAUGUCAUCCAUUUAGCAAUCCCCUUCCAAAAACAAUAUAUGAAAUCUGAACAUUUUUGCAGAUACGACUGUAUGUUUCAUGGCCUUCAGGGAUUGAGACAAUCUUUCAGAAUCAGUAGAUAACUACAGAGUCAAGUCACUGAGAAGGGUCUUAAUGCUGGUGUUUGUUUUAUCUAUACUUAGUAGAUAGAUGGUGGUUUGCCAUUCACUUCAAUUAGAUAAUUAAUGGCUUAAGUUAGUUUCUGCUUGGGAGUAAAUUGCAGAUACAUCGUGCACAUUAAAAAAUGCAAUAUAGAGAUGAACUUGGAACCAGGGCUGGGUUCAGUUCAUUUCUUGAACAUUCAAACCUUGCAAAUCAAGAAUACUUUGAUAACAAAAUGAUAAGGAAUUAUUGGGCAGAAAGGGUUUGCUUGCCUGAUUUUUUGCUUUGACUUCACGAAAGGAAUUUAACCCAGUCCUGUUUGAAAAAAAGUGAAUUAACAUAUUGUCCUGGAUUGAUAUGAGCGAACAGACCAGAAAAACAGAGAUGUCACUGUCAAUUUAAUAGCUAUGUUAAGAUUUCCAAACUAUGCAAUAAUCUCACAUACAAAGGAUUCACAGCAACACAUAAAUUGACCUUUAUUUCAUUCAGUGCCAGCCAAUGCUGUGUGAAUAAAGCAGCAGCAUGUAUGCUUUCAUACUGGACUCACAGUGUGAAGGCAUUGCUCCUCUAUAUUACUUUCUGUUUCUGUGGUUUUUGUAAACUAGUGUUUCUUUUUGUUCUGUGAAUAUGAUCAUUUCUUUUGUGUCAUUUGGUGCAAAAGGACAGCAGUUCUGAAGGAAUCACUUGGGAAGUUAAGAGCUACACUGUAGUGUAUCCUAGCUUACUAUUUUAUGGUAAAUAUGCACUUUGCAUCUUAACCACUAUAAAGGGCAUUGAAACAUUCAGCACAUUUGCAAUUAAGGCAUGUUUUAUUUACCCAGUGAAUGGAAAUCAGUUUGAAUAUUUCGCAUCCUGAAGGGUCAGGGCUUCUUCAUGUACUAUUGAUACAUAUGUCUGUAUCUUUGUUGUCCAUGGGUAAAUCCAAAACCCAACAGCUGCUGCUAAACUGUUACUUCCCUGUAUGAUGCUGUCCAGAUGCCCUUCCACUGUGGCCGCUCAGAUCUGUCAACACACAGCGAGCUCAGCAUCGGUCCACAUUUACACAUUUUCUUUGUCCAUCCAUGUCUUCAUAUUUAUUUUCUAUGAACAUUCCUUGUGUCAAACAUAUUUGGCAAGGGCAAAUUGACUGUUUCCUCACCAAGUCAAAUGUAAUGGUAAUUUCAGAGAAUGUACCUGUAUACUGAAUGUCUGUUUUGACGAGGACAUGCCCAAGUUCAAGUGACCCAUGAAGGCUGUUAGAAAAUACAAAAGUUAGAAAAGUAUAUGGUUUUCAAUUACUUGUUGUUUUUAAUUCAAGUAUAGGGUGCUUAAGGUGGUACGGGAGCAUUAUUAAAUUGGCCCACGGUGAGUUUUGUGAACACUAGAGACUAAAGACUCCCUCACUUCUGGCUCUUCAUGGUACUCUUUCCUUUUAAGACUUGAAAUAGAUUGAUAAAUGUUGCGCUUAAACAAAAUCAAAAAGCUUCGGUGACUAGUAAAGUUUAUUUUGUAUUCAUAAAUACGUGACAGUUAUUUUACUAAGAUUCAAAAAGUUAUCGAGGAUUUAAGAUUGCUGAGGUUCCUGAUGCUAUGUAACGCAUGAUUGACCCUUGUGAAUCACUUGCACUUUAAAAUAUACCCAUAUACAUAUAUACCCAUACUGUGUAUAUGUUUGGGUUUUUCCUCUGUACUGAAAAGUCAUGAAAGAUACAAAUGCAUCAAUUGUGUGUCUUUUGCUGAUCAGAAAUAAAAUAUUUAUCAUAUCUGGCAUAUGGUAUGAAAUA